AUGAAGGAAAGCUCAAGGGAUGGCCCUGUUUCUGGUGGUUCUGAUGGAGGCUCCCAAGCCCAAUGGGAGAUGCAGGGUACCUCUUUCUACAGCCUUUUCACAGCCAGCAAAGCCUUCCUGGGGGGGCCGGGCGAGGGCCCCCCCUGCAGCACCAGCCUGGGGUGGGCAGGCGAGGGGCUGGGGACUAGCGGCAAGAACCGGCGUGUGUGUCACGCUGCGGCACGGCUGGAGAUGGGCAGCCUCUGGGAGGAGUUCAACCGCCUGGGCACCGAGAUGAUUGUCACCAAAGCAGGCAGGAGGAUGUUCCCCACCUUCCAGGUGAAGCUGUCGGGGCUGGACCCAUUGGCCGACUACGUCCUGCUCAUGGACUUCAUCCCACUGGAUGACAAGAGAUACAGAUAUGCCUUUCACAGCUCCUCCUGGCUGGCGGCAGGACGGGCUGACCCCGCAGCCCCCGGCCGCGUCCACUUUCACCCCGACUCCCCAGCCAAGGGGGCCCAGUGGAUGCGGCAGAUCGUCUCCUUUGACAAGCUCAAGUUGACCAACAACCUCCUGGACGACAACGGCCAUGUGAGGACCCAGCCCUGGGGUGGGCACAAUGUACCCCCUGUAUAG
Messenger RNA from Athene cunicularia (burrowing owl), 615 nucleotides. RefSeq names its product T-box transcription factor TBX10-like. Bases 1 to 615 code for a protein of 204 amino acids. Gene Ontology annotation, cellular component: nucleus. Gene Ontology annotation, biological process: regulation of transcription by RNA polymerase II; cell fate specification; positive regulation of DNA-templated transcription. NCBI's taxonomy places the organism in Eukaryota, Metazoa, Chordata, Aves, Strigiformes, Strigidae. The transcript is spliced from 4 exons. The record is from RefSeq and is a predicted model, not a curated record. Gene Ontology annotation, molecular function: DNA-binding transcription factor activity, RNA polymerase II-specific; RNA polymerase II cis-regulatory region sequence-specific DNA binding.